This is a messenger RNA of Telopea speciosissima, 1999 nucleotides long. Its product is annotated as pentatricopeptide repeat-containing protein At1g08070, chloroplastic-like. NCBI's taxonomy places the organism in Eukaryota, Viridiplantae, Streptophyta, Magnoliopsida, Proteales, Proteaceae. Gene Ontology annotation, biological process: RNA modification. The transcript has a single exon. Bases 674 to 1915 code for a protein of 413 amino acids. Gene Ontology annotation, molecular function: zinc ion binding; RNA binding; protein binding. The record is from RefSeq and is a predicted model, not a curated record.
UGGAACAAAACUUACAACCGGAGGGUCUUCGCAAGUAAGCCCAUUUGCUGUUUCUUCCCUUCCUGGUUCAGCCUUGAAGGCUGCCAAGUGCUGCUAAUUCAACCAUAUGCAUUCUGCAACUAUAGGAAAUUACAGAACCAAGAUCCAUAAUCCCACUAGAUCAUUGGAAAAUCCCAAUCCUGUGUUACAUCGUCGACCACCUGAAUUCCUGCAUCUUCCACUGCUAAAAAGAUGCACCCAUUUGAUCCACUUGAAGCAAAUCCACGCCCAAAUCAUCAAAACCUCCUCCUACCAAAACGACAAUCUACUUGCCAAACUCGUAGUCUCAUUGCUGGGUUCAUCCCAAAUGGACUAUGCUCGCCGAGUGUUCGAGGAGAUGUCGGAGCCAUCCACCUUUGUUUUCAACACGAUGGCCAAGGCCAGCGUACUUCGCGGAUCUCCCAAAUACGCUAUCGAACUAUACAUCCAAAUGCGAUCUCAGGGACUUGAACCCGAUAACUUCACCUUCCCGAUCCUACUGAAGGCCUGUCAGGAUCUCAAUCAAGGGAAAGGAGUGCAUUCCCUCAUUCUAAAAGGUGAAGGCUUUGCGUCCGAUAUAUACUCUCAAACGGCCUUGGUUUAUUUUUAUUAAAACCACGGUGAUCUGGAGUGUGCCCGGUUGGUGUUUGAUAAAAUGAUCGACAGGAAUGUGGUUUCAUGGACUGCAUUGAUCACGGGUUAUGUGAAACAGAAGAAGUACAACGAGGGACUCGCUCUAUUCCAUCAGAUGCAAAUAGCAGGAGUUGAGAUCAAUGAGCUUACUCUUGUCAGCGUACUCUCUGCUUGUGCCCACCUUGGAGCUUUUGAGAUGGGGAAAUGGGUUCAUGGAUAUAUAGACCGGAACCAACUUUUCUUGAAUUCUACUCUUGCUACUGCCCUCACAGACAUGUACGUGAAAUGUGGAUACAUCAACGAAGCUUCCCAAGUUUUUGAAAAGCUACCUGAGCGGAGUGUCUGCACAUGGAAUUCAAUUAUAGGGGGCCUUGCUACGCAUGGUCGUGGAGAAGAAGCACUUGAGAGAUUCAAGGAUAUGGUAGCGAGUGGAACAAGGCCAGACCAUAUAACGUUCAUCGGAGUUCUAUCUGCCUGCAAUCAUUCUCGACUGGUAGACAAGGCUAGGGAGUACUUCAACUUAAUGAGAAGGGAAUAUGGGCUUGAACCCAACAUAAAACAUUACGGGUGCUUGGUAGACCUCUUGGGAAAGUCGGGACACUUGGAUGAGGCUUACAACGUCAUCAAAGAGAUGCCCAUUGAACCUAAUGGAGUUCUGUGGGGAGCACUGCUGAAUGCCUGCAGAGCCAACGCAAAUGUUGAACUAGCUGAGAUUGCAAUGGAGCAGCUUGUUGAAUUGGAACCCUUCAAUGAUGGAAACUUUGUCCUCAUGUCAAACAUCUAUGCUGCCAAGCUUCAGUGGAACAAUGUUGCCAAGUUAAGGAGAUUCAUGACAGAGAGAGGGAUUUUGAAGACCCCUGGUUGUAGUUCAAUUCAGAUUGGGAACAAGGUACAUCAGUUUAUGGCUGGUGAUUGCAGGCAUCCCCAUUCCAAAGAGAUAUAUUCUAUGCUAGAUGAUGUUGCAGAAAGAUUGAAGGCAGUGGGCUUUGCCCCUAGAACUAGCGAAGUGUUACUCGAUGCCAAUGAAGAAGAGAAGAGGAGAGCUUUAUGUCAGCAUAGUGAGAAGCUAGCUAUAGCCUUUGGACUUAUCCGCACAAGUCCUGGAACUCCCAUAAGGGUAGUGAAGAAUCUUCGAGCUUGCAGUGAUUGCCAUGUAGCAACAAAACUGAUUUCGAAGAUUUACGACAGGGAGAUAAUUGUCAGAGAUAGGAACCGCUUCCAUCAUUUUAAGGAUGGAGCUUGUUCCUGCAACGAUUGCUGGUAAAAAAUCAUGACACAUGAACUGCUAGAAAAGCAGGUCAUGGUAUGUGGUACAGAUCAAUCAUUGUGGAAGGUUUCCCCUUUCAAC